AUGCCUCAAGACCUCACUUUCACAAUCCCAUCCCACCUAGAUGAGUACAACAUCCCCCUCUCCAGCUUCAAAGCCGCCAGGCCGCAAUGGACCAACUUCAUAGUCGGGGGACUUGUCUUUUCUCGUUUCUCACGUGAUUCCCAAAACAAGAGCAACGAGGAGGGCGAACCAAGAGUCCUCCUGCUCCAGCGUGCCCUGACCGAUUCCCUCCCCGGUUACUGGGAGGGCCCGGGCGGAGGCUGCGAGGAGACCGACGAGACGAUUUUGACAGCGGCUGCGCGGGAAGUCGUGGAGGAAAGCGGGUUGCAUGUGUCGAGGAUUGUGGAUUUGGUCGGGGUGGAGGAGUGGACGAAAGAGAAGAACGGGAAGAUGGUAUUUGCGGCCAAGUUUUCGUUCUUGGUGGAGGUUCAUGAGGCUCAAGGCGUUUUUGGAGAGAUUGCUGGAACGGACCGGGAGAAGACGGUUGAAGUUGAGGGUGACGCUGUGCAGCGGUGGGAGGAUAGGGUUCGACUGGAGCCCAGUGAGCAUUCGACGUUUGAGUGGGCAACGGAAGAGCAAGUGAGGUUGGGGUUGGAAGGGAAGGGGAAGUAUAAGAUUUUGGAGGAUGAGGGUCGGAAUCUUAUGAAGGCAUUCCGUUUGGUAGCGUAGUGAGUUCUAAUAUAGAUGGAGGCAGUUAUGCUACAGUUAGAAUAACAUAGAGUGGCGAGAAACAUUAAUGAAGCCAAGCGCCGUGCUUUUCUUUGGAAA
Aspergillus pseudotamarii is the source of this 747-nucleotide messenger RNA. Its product is annotated as NUDIX hydrolase. The record is from RefSeq and is a predicted model, not a curated record. The transcript has a single exon. Gene Ontology annotation, molecular function: NADH pyrophosphatase activity. Bases 1 to 648 code for a protein of 215 amino acids. Gene Ontology annotation, cellular component: cytosol. Lineage: Eukaryota; Fungi; Ascomycota; Eurotiomycetes; Eurotiales; Aspergillaceae. Gene Ontology annotation, biological process: NAD+ catabolic process; NADP+ catabolic process.